Messenger RNA from Planococcus citri (citrus mealybug), 3234 nucleotides. RefSeq names its product ATP-binding cassette sub-family F member 3. The transcript has 13 exons. The record is from RefSeq and is a predicted model, not a curated record. Gene Ontology annotation, molecular function: ATP binding; ATP hydrolysis activity. Lineage: Eukaryota; Metazoa; Arthropoda; Insecta; Hemiptera; Pseudococcidae. The coding region runs from base 241 to 2382 and encodes 713 amino acids.
CACAUUUUCACAAAAAAAAUUUAAUGAUAACUCCGAGAGCUGAAAAGUGAUUUUAUUUAUUAAUUCACUAAUUAAUGAGAAAUUUCUUUUUGCAUCGUAUCGGUACAAUUGAUAGAUAAUUCAAAAAUGAUUCCUUAAAGAAUCAUAAAUCAUAAUUUUUCUCGUUUCGAGUACUGGAAUUAAUUUUAAAAAUUUAACAACUCUAUUCCAAGUGUUAUGCAAGUUUAACUGACUGUUCAAAUGGCUCAAUGCAUGGAAUAUAUCAAAUCUCUUUUCCCGGCCAUCGAUGAAGAGAUGUCACAAUACAUCGAAGGUGUCUUAGAAAACGGUAUCGAAGACUUUCAAGAGGAAGAAGAUAUAUAUGAAGCCAUCGGCGAAGUGUUACUGCAAUUGGAUGAUUCUAAAACUGAAUGUGAUAUUAAACGUAUUUGCGGAAAGGUGCGUAAAAUCAUGAUCCCUGAUUGUAAUGGGAUAGAGGAAAACGGCACGUCCAAAACACUCAGUGCUCCUAUACAAUUGCGAGCUGUUGCCGAAGAUUUUGUAGAUAAUACACGCGAAGUUGAGAGUAUAUGGUUGAUGCAAAAAAGUUAUUCGCUGAAAGUGGAUCAAAAGAAGUUAGCAAAAGCAACUGCCAAAUUACAACAAAAACAAGAAAAAAGAGAUUUAACCAGUCGUACUGUUCCGGUUAAUCCAACCCCUAUGCAAACGAUGAGUUCGGCUUCAGCUUCGCAAGUUACGAGUAAAAAAGAAGCCAAAUUAGAAGCAAAAGGCAAUAACCGAUCACAAGAUAUAAGAAUAGAAAACUUCGAUGUGUCAUUUGGCGAUAGAAUAUUGUUACAAAACGCAGAUUUGACGUUAUCAUUUGGUCGGCGUUAUGGUCUGGUUGGUAGAAAUGGUUUGGGAAAAACUACUUUAUUACGAAUGAUUUCUAGUGGCCAGUUGAAAAUACCAUCACAUAUUAGCAUUUUGCAUGUGGAACAAGAAGUAGUUGGAGAUGAUACUCCAGCUUUAGAAAGCGUAUUACAAUGCGAUACUCUUAGGUGUGAACUCUUGGAGAAAGAAAAACAACUUACCGCAUUGAUAAAUAAUUCCGCUGACAGUAAUUUAAGUGCAGAAUUAAAUGAAGUUUAUGCUAAAUUAGAAACAAUUGAUGCUGACAAAGCUCCAGCUAAAGCAUCGGUUAUAUUAGCGGGUUUAGGAUUUAGCCCUGAAAUGCAAAAACGUACCACAAAAGAAUUUUCAGGAGGUUGGAGAAUGAGACUUGCCCUCGCCAGAGCGUUAUUUUCUAGUCCGGAUUUAUUAUUAUUAGACGAACCGACUAACAUGUUGGAUAUGAAAGCUAUUAUUUGGUUAGAAACGUAUUUGCAAACUUGGCCAAAAACGUUGCUCGUUGUUUCUCACGAUAGGCACUUUUUAGAUACUGUUCCUACAGAUAUACUUCAUUUCCACACACAGAGAAUUGAUUGCUAUCGUGGCAAUUACGAAAUGUUUGAGAAAACGAAAAAUGAAAAAUUGAAAAAUCAACAACGCGAAAUAGAAGCUCAACAAGCCCAAAGACAACAUGUUCAAGAGUUUAUCGAUAAAUUCAGAUAUAAUGCCAACAGGGCAUCCAGUGUGCAAAGUAAAAUAAAAAUGCUGGAAAAAAUGCCAGAAUUGAAGGCAAUUGAAAAAGAACCAGAAGUAAUCUUGAAAUUCCCCGAUACCGAGUCGUUAUCGCCACCUAUUGUACAAAUUGAUGAAGUUUCGUUUCGAUAUGCACCUAAUUCUGAUUACGUUUUCACUGAUGUAAAUCUCGGCGCUAAUUUAGAAUCAAGAAUCUGUAUAGUUGGUGACAAUGGUGCCGGAAAAACCACGCUGUUGAAAUUAAUAAUGGGGAUUUUAACACCUGCCUCUGGUUCUGUUCAUUUGCAUCGAAAUCUUAGGUUUGGUUAUUUUAGUCAACAUCACGUAGAUCAAUUGGAAAUGAAUACAACGUCAGUUGAAUUAUUACAGCAAUCAUUCCCUGGAAAACCGGCUGAGGAAUACAGAAGACAUCUCGGAGCGUUUGGAUUAUCUGGUGAUUUAGCAUUACAACCUGUCGGUAGUUUAUCUGGAGGCCAGAAAUCCAGAGUGGCAUUUGCAAAAAUGUGUUUAAGUCUUCCUAAUUUUUUAAUUCUUGAUGAACCUACCAAUCAUCUGGAUAUUGAAACAAUCGAAGCUCUGGGAAAAGCCAUUCAAAAAUACACAGGUGGCGUGAUUUUAGUCUCUCACGACGAAAGACUCAUACGAAAAGUUUGCAAAGAGCUUUGGGUAUGUGGCAAAGGAACUGUGAAAAGUAUCGAAGGAGGAUUUGAAGAAUAUCGUAAAAUUGUUGAAAGAGAACUCGCCGAAGUAUCAAAAUGAGAACGUGAUUUCUCGUAUUUGUAGUUUUGUAUUUUGUUCUUCAUAUCGACCAUUUUAAUACGAGACAUUUUUUAUACUGAUUUAUACCUUAUUUUUUUUAAUUCGAUGAGAUUUCUAAUGAUGUAUUUCCAUUUCGGCGAUUUAUUAAGGAAAAUAAGUGUAUUGUAGUCAUUUCGAGUAUUUUUUGUCGAAAUCACUAAAUUUGGUGAAUCUAGAGGUGACUUUAAUGGUCAUGAAUUUCUUCCUUUGAACAUUUCACAUUGAUUGAAUCAAUGAUGCGCUUAUCUUGUACAUAAUGUUGAUGGUAUUCGUUCACUCUACUACUGGCGAAAAAAGUGGAGAACGUAAUUUGAACACAGAUCAUUUUGUUGCUUUGCUUUUAAUUUUUUUAUACAUGAAUAUUUGUUACGUAAAUUUGAAAAAUGUUUGCAAUAACCCGUUUUAAGUAAUAAUCUUUUUCAAAUACCCGUGUAAUAUAAAUUAGAUGAUAAUAUACAUUUUUGUGCAGACUUGAGUUACCCAUACUCUACUGUAUAUUCUGCCGUUCUAAUUGACCUGAUAGUCUUCGAUUUUACUGUAUCAUUUCGUUGUAUACUAUAACUAUAAGUUCUAUAAUGAAACUGAUUUCUUGAGAAUCUGAUAGCGAUGAUACUUUAUGUAUACUAAUUUUUUUUUAUGCAAUCCAACUAUCAAACAAUUCGACCAUUUGUCAUUCUUUCACUCUAAAGUCAAAAUGCAAGACGUGCGUAUAUUUUUGAAUUUUGAAUUUGUCUUUGAAAUACUGUAUUAUUUUUUGCUAUGUUCUAUGUCCAUCUGAAACAAAAAAAGCAUAAUAAAGAUAGGAAUGUGUUA